This is a messenger RNA of Drosophila kikkawai, 3016 nucleotides long. It is a transcript of the gene Keap1, whose product is annotated as kelch like ECH associated protein 1. Gene Ontology annotation, molecular function: protein binding. The record is from RefSeq and is a predicted model, not a curated record. NCBI's taxonomy places the organism in Eukaryota, Metazoa, Arthropoda, Insecta, Diptera, Drosophilidae.
GCUCUCUUCACGGCGCACGCAUGAUCGCCGGAGCGGAUUUACGGCGCAGCAGCUGAUCGCGCGCUUUCGAUUUCUCAGUGUCUUUGUUCCAUUUCGUUUGGAAUUAUCUGGUGUGGAGUGUCCAUAUAGGGGUUUACAUAUACCCGAGAUUGUUAUUAUUACAAUAUUAUCUCUUGUGGAGUGACUUAAAAAAGAAACAUUAAAGGAGCCCCAACUUAUAGUGCCAAAAUGCAAACCCAAAUGCAGACACAAAUGCAGUAUGAGAGUCAUAUCUCAUCUCCAACACAUCAAUUAAAUAAUCGCCUUCAAGCAGAGGCUGAGAUGAACAACCAUGCAGAAAGUUGUUCCACCUCGUCGUCGUUCGGGCGGUGCGGAUCAUCGACGCACUCGCAGAUCGAUGACCAUGAUGCCACAGACGACGACAUGACCUUCUGCAUGUCCAACUACGCCAAGGAGGCCUUGAAGAUGAUGUUCAUGAUGCGCUCCCACGGCAUGCUCACCGACGUGGUGCUCGAGGUGAAAAAGGAGCUCUUCCCCGCCCACAAGGUGGUGCUAUCGGCAGCAUCGCCAUACUUCAAGGCCAUGUUCACGGGCGGACUCAAGGAAUCGGAGAUGUCGCGCGUCCAGCUGCAGGGGGUCUGUCCCACGGCCAUGUCGCGCAUCCUUUACUUCAUGUACACCGGCCAGAUCCGUGUGACUGAGGUGACGGUGUGCCAGCUGCUCCCAGCUGCCACCAUGUUCCAAGUGCCAAACGUAAUCGAUGCCUGCUGUGCCUUCCUGGAACGCCAGUUGGAUCCCACAAAUGCCAUUGGUAUUGCCAACUUUGCGGAGCAGCACGGCUGUGUGGAUCUGCAGAAGAAGGCAAACGUAUUUAUCGAACGGAACUUUACACAGGUGUGCCAAGAAGAGGAGUUCCUCCAGCUGACGGCCUAUCAGUUGAUAGCCCUCAUCCGCCGGGAUGAGUUGAAUGUGCAGGAGGAGCGAGAAGUCUACAACGCGGUGCUCAAGUGGGUCAAAUACGACGAAGACAAUCGCCACUGCAAGAUGGAGCACAUCCUGGGCGCCGUGCGCUGUCAAUUCCUAACGCCCAACUUCCUCAAGGAGCAGAUGAAAAACUGCGACGUUCUGCGCAAAGUUCCCGCCUGCCGCGAGUAUUUGGCCAAAAUCUUUAAGGACUUGACGCUUCACAAGUGUCCGGGUGUAAAGGAACGGACACCCAAUACCACUCGCAUGAUCUUCGUGGCCGGCGGUUUCUUCCGUCACUCGCUGGACAUACUGGAAGCCUACAAUGUGGACGACAAGACGUGGACAACGCUAUCAAAUCUACGCAUUCCCAGAUCCGGUUUGGGUGCCGCCUUUCUCAAGGGCAAGUUUUAUGCGGUCGGCGGACGAAACAAUAAUAUUGGCUCCUCCUACGACUCGGAUUGGGUGGAUCGUUAUAGUGCCGUCAGCGAGACGUGGCGUCCCUGCGCACCCAUGUCCGUGCCCCGACAUCGCGUAGGCGUUGCCGUCAUGGACGAACUGAUGUACGCCGUGGGCGGAUCCGCGGGCAUGGAGUACCACAACACUGUGGAAUUCUAUGAUCCCGACAUGGAUCGCUGGACACUGGUGCAGCCCAUGCACUCAAAGCGCCUGGGAGUGGGUGUGGUGGUGGUCAAUCGUCUGCUCUAUGCCAUCGGCGGCUUCGACGGAAACGAGCGAUUGGGGAGCGUGGAGUGCUACCAUCCGGAGAACAAUGAGUGGAGUUUCCUGCCACCGCUCCAAACCGGUCGCAGCGGAGCGGGCGUGGCCGCAAUUAACCAGUACAUCUACGUGGUCGGCGGCUUCGAUGGCACCCGACAGCUGGCCACCGUUGAGCGCUACGAUACGGAGAACGAGACGUGGGACAUGGUGGCGCCCAUUCAGAUCGCCCGCAGUGCUCUGUCGCUGACACCGCUGGACGGCAAACUAUACGCCAUUGGUGGAUUCGAUGGCAACAACUUCUUGUCCAUUGUGGAGGUAUACGAUCCGAGGACCAACACGUGGGUGAAGGGAACGCCACUGAAAUCGGGACGAUCCGGUCAUGCCUCGGCUGUUAUCUAUCAGCCUGCGUGUGCCACCACAUUCAUGGACUACGAAGAGGGCGAUGACACGACGCGAGGAGGCGACGGAAGCCAUGAUGAGGGAAGGUCCAGGGACUCGUCUUCGCAAGAUCCAAGCAGCAGUAGAAGUCCUCACUACUUGGGAAAUGCGCCCAACAUGCAGUUCCAUACGUCGUUCGGCAUGAGCGGCUGCAACAACUGCGAUUCCGAGGCAGAUGUUAAGCAAGAAGUCACAGCAGACACGCGAAAUUUUCAAAUACCUGCCAUUAGGAGUGAGGAACUGAGCAAUCCCUCGUGUCCCUGGUCCAGAAUGCAGCGGAAGUUUCGAAGGACGCCACCCCUGUCAUUCACCGACAGCGAAAACACAACAACAACCACAGAUUUAACGCACAAAUUCGAUAGAGCGCGGAAAAAGUGCAUACUAAGCACAGCGGCAAAAGUGAUACAUAACCACAUCGAAGGCCGCCUGCGUAAGCUGGCGGCGGCCACAUGACAAUACGAAUCCGAUCCAUACGCUUAGCCACAACCAAAACAUCAUUCAUUGUACAAAGCCAAGUCCGCAUCCCCCAGAAUUCCAUUUUGAGAAGCAGCAUUCCAUUGAAAUAUCGCCAAAGUGUUUGUUCGCUGGGUGAUAUUUGUGAACGUGUAGUCAAAACUGAUUUUAUGGCAUCCAUAACAUUAACUGGCGCUCGUCAGCACAUUUUUUAAAGAUUGAUUAGGGUUAAUAGUUAAUUAGUGGAAGAAAGGAAGGAAAUGUGUCGUCUUUUAUGUAUACUGAUAACUUGCAUAUUGUACUUUUUUUUAGAGUAGGUUCAAAGGAAAUAUGUGCAUCCAUAGUAAUUUAUACAAAAAACGCAAUAUAUAUAAGAUAAAUAAAUGAAAAAAAAAAAAAACUAUUAUACAAAUUUAAAAAAACAUGUGUUUUAAAUUGAAAG